GGCCGCUGCCGGAUCUCCUUCCUUCACUCAUGUCUGCAACAAUCCGGUUGUUUUUGAACGAGAGCUGCAGAUUUAACCCUUUAAAGGCCUCGCCAGGUUAGGGUUAGGGUUAGACGGCUCCGGCCUCACCAUGCUGGCGACGGGAGCGGCGGUGAGCUCUGCUCUGGCCCAGGUGGACCGGGAGAAAAUCUACCUGUGGAUCAACGAGCUGUCGGGGCCGGAGACGAGAGAGAACGCUCUGCUGGAACUCAGCAAGAAACGGGAGAGCGUUCCGGACCUGGCGCCCAUGCUGUGGCACUCGUGUGGAACCAUCGCCGCCCUGCUGCAGGAGAUCGUCAACAUCUACCCGUCCAUCACCCCCCCCACCCUGACGGCCCACCAGUCCAACCGGGUCUGCAACGCCCUGGCCCUGCUGCAGUGUGUGGCCUCACACCCCGAGACCAGGUCAGCGUUCCUGUCGGCCCACAUCCCUCUCUUCCUCUACCCGUUCCUGCACACGGUCAGCAAGACCCGGCCCUUCGAGUACCUGAGACUCACCAGCCUGGGGGUCAUCGGUGAGUUCAGGUUCUGGUCCGGUCCUGGUCCAGACCUGGUCCCAGACCCGGUUCUAACGGGGUCUCUUAUCUCUUCAGGGGCCCUGGUGAAGACGGAUGAGCAGGAGGUGAUCAACUUCCUGCUGACCACCGAGAUCAUCCCUCUGUGUCUGAGGAUCAUGGAGUCCGGCAGCGAGCUGUCCAAGACGGUGGCCACCUUCAUCCUGCAGAAGAUCCUGCUGGACGACACGGGCCUGGCUUAUAUCUGCCAGACCUACGAACGCUUCUCCCACGUAGCCAUGAUUCUGGGGAAGAUGGUGCUGCAACUCUCCAAGGAGCCGUCGGCUCGGCUGCUGAAACACGUGGUUCGCUGUUACCUCCGUCUGUCCGACAACUCCAGGGCCCGGGAAGCUCUGCGUCAGUGUCUCCCCGAUCAGCUGAAAGACUCCACGUUUGAGACGGUUCUGAAGGACGACGGAACCACCAAGCGCUGGCUGGCCCAGCUGGUGAAGAACCUGCAGGAGGUUCCAGUGACCGACCCGAGGGGGGUGGUGCUGCCGGGCCAGUGACCCGGUACCAGGACCGGGGUACCAGGGGCCUGGGAAUACCAGCACCAGCAUGCAGAGGCUGCAGGGACUCUGUUUCCACGGAAACGCUGCAGCGACGAUGACCCGCACGGCCCGGCGGGCCGGUUCUGGACCCGAGCGACCCGGUUCUGGACCCGAGCGACCCGGUUCUGGACCCGAGCGACCCGGUUCUGGACCCGAGCGACCCGGUUCUGGACCCGAGCGGCACCGCGGGGCGGCUGCCCGUCCGGGUCGGAAGAAAUUGUAUGAACUUCUGAAUAAAUGAAAUGAGUGCAGAUCAA
Messenger RNA from Cololabis saira (Pacific saury), 1401 nucleotides. RefSeq names its product CCR4-NOT transcription complex subunit 9-like. Gene Ontology annotation, biological process: negative regulation of translation; mRNA catabolic process. Gene Ontology annotation, cellular component: CCR4-NOT complex; P-body; CCR4-NOT core complex. The transcript is spliced from 7 exons. Bases 131 to 1102 code for a protein of 323 amino acids. The record is from RefSeq and is a predicted model, not a curated record. Lineage: Eukaryota; Metazoa; Chordata; Actinopteri; Beloniformes; Belonidae.